Messenger RNA from Thermothelomyces thermophilus ATCC 42464, 2178 nucleotides. RefSeq lists its product as uncharacterized. The record is from RefSeq and is a predicted model, not a curated record. Lineage: Eukaryota; Fungi; Ascomycota; Sordariomycetes; Sordariales; Chaetomiaceae. Gene Ontology annotation, molecular function: methylisocitrate lyase activity; isocitrate lyase activity. Gene Ontology annotation, cellular component: mitochondrial matrix. The transcript has a single exon. Bases 363 to 2063 code for a protein of 566 amino acids.
GUGCCCCAUCGGCAUUUCUUACUUAGGGUAGCUCGACCCCGGACUUACUCCGUUUCGCCGAAAGCGAAGCGGGUAGCUUCGGCGCUUGGUGGGGCUAACCGAGCUUCCCAGGAGGGCCAAGAGAACUAACAAAACAUCGGCAUCAUUUCCAGUUUCCGCAUCCCACACUCGGUCCAUUGCCUGCGACGCCAGAGAGACUACUCGGACGCAGAUCGAGCUCGAAUAAUUAUUAGCACAGUUGCUCAAUGCUGCGCACAAUCAUUCCGCGCGUCCCCCGGCGGACUGCAUCGCUACGGUCCCUGCCCGCCCUUGUCUCCGGUCCUGUCACAAGCUCCCGUCGGCUCAUCUCGGCAUCUAGUCGAAUGGCCUCGCUCCCGCCCAUCGAUCCGUCAAUUCCGUCCACCACACCCUCAUCGUCAUACCAGCUCCUCUCCGAGACGCAAAAGGCGGGCGCGGCUGAGGAUGCCCUGCACCAACAGCAAGUGAAGGAUGUGGAGGCGUGGUGGGCAUCACCUCGGUUUGCCGGCAUCAAGCGCGACUGGACGGCGGCCGACGUGGUGAGCAAGCGCGGCUCGCUGCAACAGUCGUACCCGAGCUCCGUCAUGGCGCGCAAGCUCUGGAACCUCAUCCGCGAGCGCGAGGCCGCCGGACAGCCGAUCCACACGCUGGGCGCCAUCGACCCCGUCCAGAUGACGCAACAGGCGCCGCACCAGGAGGUGCUCUACAUCUCCGGGUGGGCGUGCUCGUCGCUGCUGACGACCACGAACGAGGUGUCCCCGGACUUUGGCGACUACCCGUAUAACACGGUGCCGAACCAGGUGCAGCGCAUGUUCAAGGCGCAGAGCAUGCACGACCGCAAGCAGUGGUUCCUGCGGUCCAAGAUGACGGCCGAGGAGCGCGCCAAGACACCCUACGUCGACUACUUCCGCCCCAUCAUCGCCGACGGCGACACGGGCCACGGCGGGCUGACGGCCGUCAUGAAGCUGGCCAAGCUGUUCGCCGAGAACGGCGCGGCGGCGGUUCACUUUGAGGACCAGAUGCACGGCGGCAAGAAGUGCGGCCACUUGGCGGGCAAGGUGCUCGUCCCGACGGGCGAGCACAUCAACCGGCUCAAGGCAGCACGCUUCCAGUGGGACAUCAUGGGCACGGAAAACCUCGUCAUCGCGCGCACCGAUUCGGAGAGCGGCAAGCUCCUGUCGUCGUCCAUCGACGUGCGCGACCACGAGUUCAUCCUGGGCGUGACGGACCCGUCCGUCGAGCCCCUCGCCGAGAAGCUGGCGGACAUGGAGGCCAAGGGGGCGCCGGGCGCCGAGAUCGACGCGUUCGAGGCGCAGUGGGUCAAGAACACCAAGCUCGUCACGUUCGACGAGGCCGCCGUCGCCCACUUCCGGGCGCGCGGCCUCAGCGCCGACAAGAUCGCCACGUACACGGACGCGGUCGCGGCGGACCGCGACAUGGGCAUCACGGCGCGGCGCAAGCUGGCCGAGUCGCUGACGCCCAACGACCCGGUCUACUUCGACUGGGACGUGCCGCGCACGCGCGAGGGCUUCUACCACUUCCGGGCGGGCAUGGCGGCGGCCACCAAGCGCGCGCUCGCCUUCGCGCCGUACGCCGACAUGCUCUGGGUCGAGACGGGCGACCCGAACGUGCGGGUGUGCGCGGACCUGGGGCGGGCGGUGCGGGGGCGGUUCCCGGGCAAGCCGCUGGUGUACAACCUGUCGCCGUCGUUCAACUGGAUGGCGCACGGGUUCACGGCCGAAACGCUCCGGAGCUUCGUCUGGGACAUCGCCAAGGAGGGCUUCGUGCUGCAGCUGGUCAGCCUUGCGGGCCUGCACAGCACGGCGACCAUCAGCAGCGAGCUGGCCCGGCGGUUCAAGGACGAGGGCAUGGCCGCCUACGUGGAGCUGGUGCAGAAGCGCGAGAAGGAGCUGGGCGUGGACGUGCUCACGCACCAGAAGUGGAGCGGGGCCAACUACGUGGACGCCGUCCUGGGUCACAUCCAGAGCGGCAGCUCGGGGAGCAAGAGCAUGGGAGAGGGCAACACGGAGGGGCAGUUUGUGUAGACCGGUGGUAAAUCCGUAGUCUGCAUGGUAUGUAAGGUAUGUAUGUACCUAAGUACAGUACAUACAUACAUUUUCGCGACCGACUGGAGUUCUCGGUGUAUUCUUAUACGUACAU